AUGGUCUUGAAGAUGAAGGGGUUGAAUUGGCCUUCAACAAAUCCAUGGACUCCAAGGUCAAGUCCAUUGCUUCACUGGCGUUUUGGGUUGCUGACGGCUCUUGUUCUUGUGGGAAUGGUUGUGGUUUUGAGCGCCGAUGGAAGAACUAUAAAGAGCUUCGUCGAUGCUUGGAGGUCUCGCCAAGAUUAUCUGAGUACUGUUAAAGUUAGUACCAACAAUGGCCGAGCUUUUCCACCCCAAACGUAUGAAGGUAUGUCUAUAAGCCCCUCAGAAAGUGCGAUUGCUGAGUUCGACAACCAAAUCAACCAGACCCAGUUCAACAUUACCUUCGAUUCCCUCAACCCGGUUAAUCUGACACAAAAUGAACAAUCUUUUUCUGAGAAUUCAACUGGGGUUUUCAUGAACUCAGAGAAGAAUCAGACCCAGCUGGUGUUUUCAUCAAGUUUGAGUUGGGUUGCAAAUGAGUUGGAGCGUGACCUCACUAAGAAUCUUCUAGCUCGGUGGUUAGCUCCUGGUGGGGAGCCUUGUAAAGAUUCCAAGACCGUGGAUAUUGCAAUUCCUGGUUUGGAUGGUCAGGAUUUGAUUGAGUUGUCGGCUGGUGAAAUCCAUGAGUUUGGUUUUUUAUCACUGGAUGAUGCUAAGAACCCUCGUUGUUUAGGUGGGGAUUACUUUGAGACUGACCUUUCUGGCGAUUCAUGGAAAUCUCGUCCUCUUGUGAAAGAUUUCAACAAUGGGUCAUAUUCCAUUUCACUACAAGUCCAUCCAGAUUUUGUUGGGAUCUAUAAUCUUACUAUAAUACUCCUUUUUAGGCAUUUCGAGGGUCUUAGAUUCUCACCUCCAAGGUUUGCUUAUGAUCAAGAGCUUCGUAAGAUUCAGAUCAGGUUCUACAAAGGCUCAGCUCAAUUGCCUGAGCUGCAGACUUGCCAGGAGUCUGAUUUUGGUAGAGAUUUAUGGAGUGGAAGGUGGACUAGGCAUGGCAGGAAUGAUGAUUGCCAAAUUAGCAAUGAUGGACGAUAUCGGUGCUUACCUUCUGAUUUUCAAUGCCAGAAUCCAUGGUGCAAUGGUUCAUUAGGAUUGUUGGAGAGUAAUGGAUGGGUUUAUUCAGCACAUUGUUCAUUUAGAUUGUUCACAGCGGAUUCUGCUUGGAAUUGUUUGAAGAAUAGAUGGAUUUUCUUCUGGGGUGAUUCCAAUCAUGUUGAUACCAUUAGAAACAUUCUCCAUUUCAUCUUAGAUCUGCAUGAAAUACCUUCGGUUCCUAGAAGAUUUGAUAGGAAUUUCUCAAACCCAAAAGACCCUUCUCAAACUGUUAGAAUCACAAGCAUUUUCAAUGGUCAUUGGAAUGAUACGCAGAAUUACCAAGGUUUGAAUUCUUUGAAAGAUGAAGGUUUUAGGAAUUUGGUAAAAAAGUACUUCUCAGAGGAAACAGUUCCAGACACAAUAAUUAUGAAUUCUGGACUGCAUGAUGGUGUAUUUUGGACCAACAUAAGAGCUUUCUCUAAAGGGGCAAAUUAUGCAGCAUCAUUUUGGAAAGAAGUUUUGGAGUCGAUAAAGCAGAGGGGAUUGAUGUUUCCAAAAGUCUAUUACCGUACCACAAUAGCCACUGGUGGUUAUGCAAGGACUUUACAAUUCAAUCCCAAUAAGAUGGAGGCAUUCAACUGGGUUGUGUUGGAGAAAUUGAAGGAAGCUGGUGUGAUUUCUGGUGUAAUUGAUAAUUUCGAUAUGACUUUUCCAUGGCAUUUCGAUAACCGGUGCAAUGAUGGUGUGCAUUAUGGUCGUGCUCCGGCGAAAAUGAGGUGGAGAGAUGGCCAAAUUGGGCACCAAUAUUUUGUGGACCUCAUGUUGGCUCAUAUAUUGCUGAAUGCACUCUGUGUAAGAUAGCAAGUUAAUGCAAG
Molecule: messenger RNA, 1892 nt
Organism: Ziziphus jujuba (common jujube)
Lineage: Eukaryota; Viridiplantae; Streptophyta; Magnoliopsida; Rosales; Rhamnaceae
Exons: 2
Coding region: 1-1878 (625 amino acids)
Source: RefSeq, a predicted model, not a curated record